UCUAGUGUUCACCAUUAUUCUAGGAACCCUCUCUGUAAUUAAACCAUCAAUUUCUAAUAUCCAUCUCCUCAUUUUUACUCCCUUUCCUCUUCCCUGUCAAAAUUUUUAAUUUUUUUUUUUGUUGGGUCGAAUUCAUUUUGAUCAACUGUUGAAAUGUCACAAAAAAAAAAAAGAUCAACUUUUUAGUUUUAAAUUCGUUUAUUUAUUGUUUGUUAGUUUUAGUAUUUUAGUAACGAGGAGUAGGUGAUGAUCGUUGGCGGCAAUUCCUUUUCAAAAAGAAAGAAGAUGAAGGUGAGAAGAAAAAAAAGACAAAAUUUAUAGCAGCAGCAGAAGAAUAUGACAUGAUCAGAGAUUCAGACAAGUACUACUUUAAAAUGGAUAGAUUUGCAGGGUUAUAUAUUCUGCAAGUUCAAACAGAUCAAAAUUAAGAAAAGAUUUGUAAAUAUUUUUAAUUUUAGAUACAGAGAAAAAAUAUGACUGUUGAAUUGAGAGUUGUAAAGAAAGGAAAUGAACAGAACAAGGUGAAAGAAAAGAAAACGGUGUUGGUAGGGAUUCGUAUUGAUAAGCUUGGUAGAGAAUUGCUUAAUUGGGCUCUUGUUAAAGUUGCUGAACCUGGAGAUCAAGUUGUUGCCUUGCACGUUUCUCGAAAUUUUGAUGUGUCUGCUGCGGAUAAUCUCUUAUUGGAAGAUUAUCUAGAAGUUUAUAAAGGCUUAUGUAAUGAAAAAAAGAUUGUUCUUAGAGGAGAAGUUUGUAAUGGAUGUUCAGUUAGAGAUGUAUUAGUUAGAGAAGCAAAGGUAUUUGAUGCAGGGACUGUUGUUUUAGGAGUUAGCCGGAGGCGACAUGCUUUGAGCUCUUCUCUGUAUGUGGCAAAGUACUGCUAUAAGAAUUUACCAUCAAAUACUUCAGUAUUGGCAGUCCACAACGGAAAAGUCGUCUACGAAAGGGGUCUCACUACCCGUCCACCAGGAAUGAAAUGGGAUAGAAGGCCAAGUAUAUACCCAUUUCAGCUUCUGAGUCUGAAUGAAACUCAAAGUCCCAAACUAUCUGAGAUAUCUGAAGAUGGAUCAGGAGAAAGUGAAAACACAAAGAGUGACAAUUUCAGGUUUUCUAAUGAAGAUAGAGAAGAGCUUUGUUCAAGCUCGAUGUCUGGUAGUGACGGUAUUAAACAUGGUAGUGCCCACCUCGAUCAGCUAUUUAGGGAGGAACCUUUUAGUCCUGUAACUGUUAAUGAGACACCAGAAUCGAAACCGGGUUGGCCUCUGCUUCGGUGUGCAACUUCUUUGAAUCAAAACAACAACCAUAAAGAAUCACAAGGAGCUAGGAAAAUGUCAGUGGUGCAAUGGGUAAUGAGCUUACCCAAUAGGUCGCUUCCUGAAACCCCGACUAGUUAUGAUUCUGAUAAAAGUGACAAUCAAUUUGUACGAGAGUAUGAAAACGCACUCAGUAAUAAGAAUUUGGAGGCGUGGGGAGAGCUUCCUAAGGAAAUGGAUCUUGUAGUCAGGACUAAUUCCUCUAACUGUAAGUGGUUUAGUCAUAAGGAGCUCAGCAAUGCAACUUCUCAGUUCUCCACAGAAAAUGUAAUUGGGAAAGGAGGGUGUAGUCGUGUGUACAAGGGUAUUCUUUCAGAUAGAAAAUUGGUUGCAGUGAAGGUUUUAAAAGUGUCCAAGGAAUCAUGGAAGGAUUUCGUGUUGGAGAUCGAUAUCAUCUCCUCGCUAAAGCACAAAAACAUUACACCUCUCAUUGGGGUGUGCAUUAACAAUAAUGAUCUCGUCUUAGUUUACGAUUUCUUCUCCAAAGGAAGCCUAGAGCAAUAUCUUCAUGAGAAGAGAGGGAAAAAUGGUAUGUCAUGGGAUUUACGGCUUAAGGUGGCAAUUGGAAUUGCUGAAGCUAUCAAUUACCUGCACAAUGAAUGUGCUAGGCCAGUUAUACACAGAGAUAUCAAGUCGUCAAAUGUUCUUCUUUCCAGAAACUUCGAGCCACAGCUCUCUGAUUUUGGUCUAGCUCUUUGGACGCCAAGAACUUCAGCAGAGGCGCAUUUUGAUGUAGUUGGAACGUUUGGCUAUCUAGCUCCAGAAUAUUUCAUGUACGGGAAGGUUACGGAAAAGAUAGAUGUCUAUUCGUUUGGGGUUCUUCUACUUGAAUUGUUAUCUGGAAGAAAGCCGAUUAGCGACAAGACACCUAAAGGACAAGAGAGCUUAGUUAUGUGGGCGAAACCAAUGCUGGAGAGCGGGGAUAUUGCAGGAAUAAUGGAUCCUGAUUUGAUUGGAAAAUACAAUGAGGCGCAAAUGGAAAGAAUGGUUUUAGCUGUGACUCUUUGUAUCACAAGAACAGCUCGAUUACGACCAGAGAUGAGUCAGGUAGUGAAGCUUCUAAAAGGAGAAAUUGACGUGGAGGAGUGGUCGAAUUCCCACGGGAAUGACCUUGAGUACCGAGAAGAAGAAGGAGAUGAAGCUCAUCCAGAUUCUAGUGCUGAAUCACAUUUAAGUGUUGCUUUGUUCGGUAUGGAUGAUGAUGAUACAACAUCGCCUAGCAGUAUAGAUCAAAGCGAACGCCGCUCUUUGGAUUCUUAUCUAAAAGGAAGAUGGAGUCGCUCUUCAAGCUUCAACUAAUGUCCUCCCUCUACCAGGCACAUAUCAUUUCUUCAAAUUUAAUGGGAGGCCGUCUUCCCUUUGACGCUGCAAAAAGUAUUUUAGGUUUCUUUUCUUAUUUCUUUUCCCGGUAGUGUACAGUUGAGAGAGAGAAUAACAAUUUCAGUUUGCACCCAAUAUACUACACUGGUGGUGUGUUAGAUUUAGGCAAUUUGGUUGCAGGAAGUUGUCAGAAUAAAAGGAUCUGUUUUUCCAGCGAUUCUCAAAGGUUUCCCAACCAAAAAAGAUGCAUUUCCUGUAUGCGUCAAUUAAAUUUAUAUCUUUUAGAGAAUGUAAAUGUUUGAUAAUUGAAGUGUUUCAGUAAUUACGAAAGUUCUCAAAUA
Papaver somniferum (opium poppy) is the source of this 2971-nucleotide messenger RNA. RefSeq names its product proline-rich receptor-like protein kinase PERK7. Bases 474 to 2609 code for a protein of 711 amino acids. The transcript has 11 exons. Gene Ontology annotation, molecular function: ATP binding; protein kinase activity. The record is from RefSeq and is a predicted model, not a curated record. NCBI's taxonomy places the organism in Eukaryota, Viridiplantae, Streptophyta, Magnoliopsida, Ranunculales, Papaveraceae. Gene Ontology annotation, biological process: protein phosphorylation.